AUGACCUCAGAGACCGCUCUCUACGGGCGUUCUGCCAGCAACCUCUUCCGCCGAUGCGUCGUCAAUUGCCCGACCGAAGCACCGCCAUGUCCGGCCUGCAAGGACACCGAGAUAUGUACGCUGACGGCCAAAUCGUGCGAAGCCUGCGCCGCUGCCGUCUGCACCCCUGAUCCAUUAUCCAACCCGCCGCCGGUGGACUCGGGCACUCCUACAGGUGCCAUCGCUGGCGGCGUCAUCGGAGGACUCGCCCUCGUCGCAGCCCUCGUGCUCGCCUGGUGGUUCUGCGUCCGGCGCCGACCCAAGAACACCGAGAUGUGGGAUGAGAAGCGAAACGUCAGCGACGACUUUGGCAGCGCCCGCCAGAAGAGACAGUCUGCAGUCGGCUCGAUCGCCUCCACUGUCCUCACCCGCGCCUCCAAUGUCAUCCAGAUCGCGUACAUCCCCGGCGUGACCAACCGAUCGGCCCCUGGCUCGCCAGACCUGAUGGUUCCCCCCGUUCCUCCAAUCCCGUCAGCUGUCAACAACUGCCAAAAUCAGCAGCAGCAGCACUACUUCAUGCCUGGCGACAUUCGAGACUCCAUGUGGUCCGGCAUGACAGACGACGAUGGCAAGAGCAUCAGCCCCAGUCUGGCCCGAAGCAGCGUCGCCACGACCAUCUACCGUCACAACGCGAUCGUCAGCCCUGUCCCAGCUCAGGAGGCGUACCGGGCCAAGGCGAACAUCGUCAGCGUCAAGUCUGGCAGCAGCUCGCCAGCUUCCUCAACCGCGCCCAAUGUCCCAGCCAUCACCAACUCCCAGCUCAACAAGGCCAAUGCAGUCGCCGCUAAACUCGGUGUCAGCUCCAUCGUUGCCCGAAGCGCCGUCGCUCGCCCUAUCAACGUCACCAAGGGCGGCCGUUCUAAGACGACCACCACCCUCGCCAACGAGAACACCUCUCACAACACGCCUAAGGUGACCGUCGAGUCGCCCGAUAAUGCUCCAAGCAGUGACGACUCUUCCUCUCUCGACUCGAGGAGUACCGCUCCCAGUUCAGGCAAUGCCAACAGCAACGCCACAAGCCAAGAUACUGCCAGGAGUAAACCCCGUGAAUCCGUCCAAUCUCUCGCCGUCACCGAAAUCGAUGACUCGCCCGACAUCAAACAAAGCCCGUUCGCGGACCCUAUAAUAGAGGAAGAAUCCUCGCAAUCAUCUGCCUCAGACCGCGAAUCCCAGCUUUCAACCGGCCAUACGAAGCGAAGUGCCAGCCCCUUCGACGAUAAACACGAAGUCAAGGCCAAGCCGUGA
Molecule: messenger RNA, 1284 nt
Organism: Arthroderma uncinatum
Lineage: Eukaryota; Fungi; Ascomycota; Eurotiomycetes; Onygenales; Arthrodermataceae
Exons: 2
Coding region: 1-1284 (427 amino acids)
Source: RefSeq, a predicted model, not a curated record